AAAAAGUGAAAGCUGGUCAUGAGUUGGAUCUGCGCCUAUAAAUAUACACACAUUUCUCGAUCCAUACCAACAUUACUCUCCAACCUCAAAAUUAACCCUUCCCGUAGCAACAAACCGGAGAAAUGGAAAUGACGGCGGCUCCGGAAGGCGGUUUAAUCAAAAAGUCCAACGAGGAGUGGCGUGCGGUUCUAUCUCCUGAUCAGUUUAAGAUUCUUAGGGAGAAAGCUAUUGAGAAGAGAGGGUCAGGAGAGUAUGUGAAGUUGUUCGAGGACGGAAUCUACUGUUGUGUUGGUUGUGGCAAUCCGGUUUAUAAAUCAACCACUAAAUUCGAUUCCGGUUGCGGUUGGCCUGCGUUUUUCGAUGCUAUUCCCGGCGCCAUUAACCGAACCGAGGAGAGAGCUGGAUUAAGAUAUGAGAUCACUUGCACAAAAUGUGAUGGACAUCUUGGUCAUGUCUUUAAAAAUGAAGGUUUUCCAACACCAACGGACGAACGCCAUUGCAUCAACAGCGUUGCACUCAAGUUCUCUUCCGCGAUUCCGUCUCAGUGAUAAACCGAUCCGGUUUUGUUCUCCAGAAUCAACUCUAUCUAUGAACGUUGAUUCCUAAGAGAACUUUCUAUGUACUUCUGUUCUAAUGAGAAUGUUUGUGUGUUUUCAUUAUGAAAAAGUAAUGCUUUAUGUAUCAUUUAAAUUGUUUGUAAAAAAGAAAAAUUGUUUGUGUGAUAUAUUGUGCUAUA
Arabidopsis lyrata subsp. lyrata is the source of this 736-nucleotide messenger RNA. Its product is annotated as peptide methionine sulfoxide reductase B6. The coding region runs from base 123 to 548 and encodes 141 amino acids. Gene Ontology annotation, molecular function: peptide-methionine (R)-S-oxide reductase activity. The record is from RefSeq and is a predicted model, not a curated record. Lineage: Eukaryota; Viridiplantae; Streptophyta; Magnoliopsida; Brassicales; Brassicaceae. The transcript is spliced from 4 exons. Gene Ontology annotation, biological process: protein repair; response to oxidative stress.